AUUGGUCGCAAGACCAAUACAUGGCGAUGAAACAUUAGCCUCAAUACUUAUCAAUAACAUGUCGCCCGUUGUAUACAGGUCUAUUAAUUAAAUCAACUAGGCAUGUCAAAUCCCCGAUAAUGAAGAUAUAGAUUUUUUUUGUCUUCUUUUUAACGAAAGACGCCUAAAGUAAAAUAAUACAAGGGAAUCUGAGCCGGCGUCCAUUGUGAAUUUGGAUUUAAUUUAGGGGUUUUAAGAUAAUUCGUGUCACGAGAGUUCAUCGUAUAAAAUUUUUAUGGAUGCUCUGUGUCUGCGCGACCGUUGAGAAACGUAUUUUAUUCGGACCAUUUAUUAUGAUUUCAUGCCAUUGCCUUAUGGCCUGUGGUUGAUUUUUUGGCACCGACAUAAAAAAAAUGGCUCUCUUCUAUCAGGACUGUUAUUUUUAGAUAGGAAAUGUCAACAUUGCACACCCAUGUUUUGCACCGUAACAUGGGGAAAAACAAGUGCUCAAUGAAAUCCGAUCGUGAUUGUUCUCUUUGGAUUUGUCUUUUCAAAUAUUGAAAAAAAAAAUAGUGAAAAAAAGGAUAAAACUAUUGGGAUAAGACCAAAAUGGCUAAUAUUGACUUUGAGGAUGAUUUUGUGUGGCAAUAUAGAAUUCCUGAUUUUGAUUCACUCAGUCUUGGGCAAAUAUCUUACAACUCUGAUGAAUUGGAGACGCCAAGAAACUGUACAAUGUCACAAAUGCAUCGCAAGAUUCCUAAAUUGCAUCAGGAUUUCGAACACUGGAAUAAAGAUAUUGCGAAACAAGUGGACCAUUGGAUGAAAAACAAGCCAGUUCAAAGUAGUGGGUUUCUUAGUUCCCUAACGACUCAAAAAGUCCCCUUUGCUAGUAAUUCGCAAAUUGUGAAGAGGAAGAGAGUGCAGAAGAAAAGGUUCAGAAUUAAAGACAUUGAUGACGCCGUGACGUCAAAGACGUCAACAGCACGAGGUUCUGAGUCAGAUUAUUCCGUGGAGAGUGACACGUUUCGUAGCAGACGAUCAUACAAUGUGCGUCCAUCUAGAGCGAGGUCAUUGUCGUCUGACAAAAAUGACGCAUCUGUCUUUGGAAGCAUUCAUAAUGAAAUCGAAUUCAAAAAACGAUACCGCCGAAUGUUUGACCUUAACAAACACCUUCAGUUCGUGAACUCUACGAACGGACUUAUGGGAAAACAAAUCUCCAAAAAGACGCAUCAUCUUCCGCCAAUGACCUUGAAACCCGAAAAGAAACCACAGAAACUAGAGUGCUCGGAGCUAUUUGCAAUCACAACAGUGCAACAAUCAAAUGAUCCGAAUGAUGUGAGUACGCCGUCGACUCAAAAUAUCUUCCAGAGUGUCGAAACGUCUAACAUGACGGAUAGCGGAUUGGGACAGUCUCAACUAAGCUCUCGAGAAAUUAACACCACUUCCUGGAAAGACACUACAGACGACGAGGGACAUGCUAACUUCUCCUGGCGAAAUCAAAAUACUUUCAAACCAGAAGUCCUAAAAUUUGGAAAGUUACCAAAGAUUUCCAGCAGUAACACAAACAACAAUUCAAACAAAGACGAAUAUUCUAGUCCUGAACAUUUGGAUACCAAAUCAAUUACAAAACGAUUGAAUGAUUCUUUACAAAGAUGUGCAUCGUGGGUGUCGGAAUCGGAUUCAGUGAAUGGUGAAUACGCCGAACUAAGAGAGAUGAAAGUGACCAUAAACAUUAAGUAUAAGCCAGAUGGCAACAAGGGAAAGAAACCAAUGCACACCAAGUUAUCUAAAUCGGUCGAGGAUAUGUCUGUGAAUUUGACACCUUUUGACAGAGCUAAACAUCUGAAACACAUGGAUGAUGAUGAGAAAUGCCAUGCAUUGCUCAGUGAAUAGUAUCAAUUGUAGAUAGUUUUGAAAUUACAUUAAUAUAUUGUCAUUAUACGAGGAAAUACACAAACGUUAUGGAGGUAAUAGGAUUAUAAUGGCAAGGUUUACAUUGUCCUUGUCAACAUCACGGAUUUUAUUAUAUACACCACACAUAUUACAUUCCACUUUAAAUAUAUUUAUUAAAGAGCAAACAAGAAUAAUAAUAUAAACAGCUUUUUACAAUUUCAUAUUUCACAUAUUAUUUUAGUGAUUCUCAUUACUUGUUCAACUCGCUUUAAGUUGUUUUUAAAUAUCAUAUUGUACAUUGAAUUUAAAUGGAUUAAUAGCAAAAAGGGAAAUAAAAGUACGUAAAAAGGUUUGAAAAUAGAAGAUUUUUUAUCAACAUUUAUCACAGUCGUUUCCACAGAGUUACACAAUAUUAAUUAUGAAACAAAAAAUAACCAAUUUAAACCAUCGGAGUCAUUUCCGAAACAAAGUGUACUUUUUUAUCGUUUCCAUCUAUAACACAUAAUUUCCUUUAACAUUGACGUUGUUAUUCAUUUAUUGUUGUUCAGCUUUUACAGAAAUAAAAAUGUUGAAAGUAA
Molecule: messenger RNA, 2450 nt
Organism: Magallana angulata
Lineage: Eukaryota; Metazoa; Mollusca; Bivalvia; Ostreida; Ostreidae
Exons: 2
Coding region: 589-1872 (427 amino acids)
Source: RefSeq, a predicted model, not a curated record